Messenger RNA from Lethenteron reissneri (Far Eastern brook lamprey), 8403 nucleotides. Its product is annotated as lysine-specific demethylase 6A-like. Gene Ontology annotation, molecular function: chromatin DNA binding; histone H3K27me2/H3K27me3 demethylase activity; RNA polymerase II cis-regulatory region sequence-specific DNA binding. The record is from RefSeq and is a predicted model, not a curated record. Gene Ontology annotation, biological process: regulation of gene expression. Lineage: Eukaryota; Metazoa; Chordata; Hyperoartia; Petromyzontiformes; Petromyzontidae. Gene Ontology annotation, cellular component: MLL3/4 complex.
CGUCACGCGGGCGAGUAGGAGACACGCGGUGAGACGGGCGGAGGAGGAGGAGGCGGCGUCGUCGUCGUCGUCUGACACACACGGAGCGGAGAGAGCGGAGAGAGAGGAGGGAGUCACUCGCGAGGCACAACGCGGCGGAGAAGAGAGUCAACAUGGCUGGGAUACCAGGACGAUUCUGCCACGAUUCCGCAGCAUCUCGGCGGUGGCAGAUCCAGUCGUGCCCUCUGACCUCGCACUACAUCAUCGUGUGCGACGACGACAACGACGACAACAACAACGACGAAGACGAUGACGACGACGCCGCCGCGUCGGGGGGCGAGCGCUGCGAUUGGCCCAAGCGGCAGGAGGAGGCGGAGGCCGAGCCGAUCCUGUCGCUGGAGCAGAUGGUGACGAUCAACCCUCCGGACGCGAGGACCGCUCCGCUCGCCCCGCCCGACGCCGCGGCGUUAGCGCCGGAGGCCGACUCGGCCGGGCGACUCACGCCGGACGCCUCAACGGCCACGGCGGAACACGCGCGGCCCGGCGUCACGCUGCUCCUCAACGCGCCGCCCACGGCGACGUCGCCCGGCGCCGCCGCCACGGCCGCCUCGGCCGCCUCGGAGGGCGACCGGGCCGACGAUGACGGCGGCGGCGGCACGGGGGGGCAGUGGGACCCCCCCACGUCCGGGAGCCAGUCGGGCUGCUCGGCGGGCGCCGGGCGCCCCGCCAACGGCGCCGCCGUGUUCCAGUGCAGUCCCGAGCGCGCCAGCUCGGUGUGCACGGAGCUGUCGUGCGACCUGCCCACGCACUCGUCGUGCGACCCGUCGUGCGACUUCUCCAGCGAGCCGUCGUGCGACUCGGCCGGCGAUGACGCCAAGGAGGAUAGCGACGGUGGUGGCGGCGGUGGCGGCGGCGACAGCGGUGACGGCGGCGACGGUGGCGGCGGUGGCGACGGCGGCGGCGGUGGUGGUAACGGUGGUGGUAACGGUGGUGAUGAUAACACUGGGGAAGGUGGUAAUGGUGGCGGUGAUGGUGAUAGUGGUGCUGAUAGCGGUGACAGUGGCGGUGGUGGUGGUGGCGGCGGCGACGGUGAUGCUGAUAGAAGUAAUGGACAAUCAAACAAGGCAGGGGAAGAAUUGAAAGGGGACCGUGAAGACCUGCCUCCGGAAGCAAAGCUGAACGAUCGGCUGGGAACGUGCGACUCUGCGGAAUUGGCUCGUAUUGCCAGGAGAACGAGAAAGUGCGGCAAGGUGUGGCACAUCUGCCGGAGUGGGAACGUGCGACCGCCAAACAACCCUUCCCUGGAACUGCCGCACGAGGCCCUCCACCCAAACACCGCCAGCAUCUACCUGGAGACGCGCUGCGAUGCCUUCAGCCCGGCUCUGCACCAGUUCUGCACAAACCCGGCAAACCCGGUCACCAUCGUCCGCGGCAUGGCCGGAGUGCUGGACAUAGACCUCGGCGUAUUCAGCACCAAGUCGCUGGUGCGCGUCGCUCCCGAGCAGGAGGUGGAGGUUCGCUCGCAGGCGCUGCAGCCUCGCGACGGCAACCUGGACCCAGGGCGCACACGCCACAGCUGGCUCUGCCUGAGCCACAAGACGCAGACCACGCUGGCGCGCUACGCGUACUAUCAGGCGCAGACCUUCCACAGCGCCCUCGCGGAGCAUAACAUAUGUAAUCGGAUGAAUGGCGUACAAACAAGAAUCUUUGAUACAAGUCAAAGGCUGGACGGCUUGGAGUGCAUGGCCCCCUUCAGGACCCUCAAGUUUGGCACCAACAUUGACCUGUCGGAUGAGAAAACGUGGAGCGCUCAGCUGGCCGAGGUGUGCAAGCUGCCUCCGUUCAUGCGUCUCCACUCGGUGGGGAACAUGCUGAGCCACGUGGGCCACAAGAUCGAGGGCAUGAACACGCUGCAGCUCUACAUGAAGGUGCCGGGAAGCCGCACGCCAGGGCACCAGGAGAACAACAACUUCUGCUCGGUCAACAUCAACAUCGGCCCCGGCGAAUGCGAGUGGUUUUGUGUCCCCGAAGAGCACUGGGGGGUGAUUCACUCGCUGUGCGAGAGGGAAGGAGUGAACUACCUCACGGGCUCGUGGUGGCCGGUGCUGGCGCACCUGGAGGCCGAGCAGGUGCCUCUGUACCGCUUCGUGCAGCGCCCGGGCGACCUCGUGUGGAUCAACCCGGGCACCGUGCACUGGGUGCAAGCGCUGGGCUGGUGCAACAACAUCGCGUGGAACGUGGGGCCACUCACCGCCCACCAGUACCAGCUGGCGGUGGAGCGCUACGAGUGGAACCGCCGGAGUCGCGUGCAGUCCAUCGUACCCAUGGUGCACCUCUCCUGGAACCUGGCGCAGAACAUCCGGGUGAAGGACGCUCAGCUCUACUCGCAUAUGAGGUACUGCCUGCAGCAGAGCCUGUGCGAGUGGUUCUGCACGCUCAACAUCCUGGAGCAGCUGGGCAAGAGGACGAUCGUGCAGCCGCGCGCCCCCGGGGAGAGCGUCUACUACUGCCACGACUGCGAGAUCGAGGUGUUCAGCCUGCUGUUUGCGGUGCGCUCCGUGCCGGGUGCGCGUGCCUACCGCGUGUACUGCCGAGCGUGCGCCAUGCGCGUGAGCCCACAGCUCAAGCCGUUCACCGUCAUUCAGCAACACAGCUCGCACGAACUCAGGACAAUGUUCGACCACUUUACACUGUUUCCCGCCAACGUAGCGAGCUGAUCCCCAUACACGCGGCCGGCAGUUCGCGUACGCUCACGUGCGUGCACACCUGAGUGUGCGUAUGUGGACAUCACUCACUGGUGCUACACACUCGUACAAUGCACGUGUACGCGCGUGCACUUGCCCGCUAACCCACCCAUCCCCCACCCCCCAGUGCACUGGUUGCAAUACUUACACUUGGAACAACACCAGCCUGUACAGACCUGUAUAUGCCACAAAUGAUCUCGUGUAAAUACGUGAAGGUGAGUUUAGAAGAAUUCGUUUCACCGAGUCGGAAUAAUUCCAUCCACAGUUUACCUCUCUUAGUACCCUGGUAUAUAUAUAUAAAACAAAAAGAAACUUGAAUGAUCACAUAAAAACAAUGACAUUAAUAUUUACUGCUCAAGUUUUACCAAAUGUUUUGCCCGUUGCUCACGUUAAGCAAUGAGCUAAAGCUACCUAUGCAAUUCGCACACACACUGUUACACCGCCAGUGACACUAUCUGGUGACGGAUUUAACAAAAAAGAGAAUUUUUACAAAAGGCUGCACUCGCAAGUAUAUGGAAGGAAUGCAGAUUAAGUUCACGUACGAAUAUAUAUAUAUAUUUUGGCUCCGUUAACUUUCAGAACUUUUUCCAAUGACAUUUCUAAGCCGGUCCAAGGCAGGGCCCUAGUGGCGGCGUGGGUGCUUUUUCCACCGGCUCUCAGCGUCGAUGUUUAUUUGUUACACGGAAAAUCCCAUUUCGGCAGUUACUGCCGGCGAGCUUGCAAGGGGAUAUGCUACUGCAUCGGCGCAGAACAAGAAAGUCAAAGCGCGAUUGCGUCGAGAGGAACGGGCAACAACGGGACGGCACGUGUCGGAGGUGCAGCCAAACGGAGGGGGGGGGAGUGCUUUCAGUGAGCAUAAGAUGAGCGAGCACCAAUCUCUGAGACUCGGCCCUCGUGAAGGCACCUGAAUCCGGCUCGGAGCCAGGCAGGGCCAGGGACGGGAGUUAUUUCCUCGGGAUCCGUGCGACCCCCGACUUGUUCGUUCUGCGCGAUGUCAACGCCACGGUUUGGGUUCCGCGGUAAUGUAAAAGAAAAAAACCCGCCACCUCCUGAGCCGCGACGAACUGGCCCGGACCGAUCCCAGCACAGCUCCAUUGCACAGUGAGACAAAAAAAGGGUAUAUUUGAGUCGCGCCGGGUAUUAUGGAAAUCGUUGGAAAAUUUUACAGAGUAUCUCGGGUAAAUUGCACGGCUGCCACAGGUUUCAGAUACACGAACUCUCAAUUGGAGCAAGUCGUCUGCUGUCGUUGGAUGAGUUUAUUGUGGAUUUUGGUAGCUGUGUUUACACUUGGCAGCUUGUUAACGUGUUUGCGAAGGUUUUCGUGGUGGUUGUGCGGUGGCGGUGGUGCUAUGUGGCUCUCCGCUGUGUCCUUUGCGUUGUACCGCUCCGUCUCGUUUCAGCACGAUGUCCGACGUGUCGCUCCAUGUGAUGGGGAGCUUGUUCAGGGACUCUGUUGAACCGGUGUGUUUAGCACACCGAAACAAAAUGCGUGUUAGAGAGCUAAAUGGCCAGUUGAUAGAGACGCAAGCAACGUGUAACUAACUUUAAUUAACGGACGUAGCUCUGAACGUGCUUCGUUCGAAGGCAGACACCGUUUGGGAGCGAUGCAGGUUCUGAGUGAUCGCUGCGACACUCUCUCUGUCCACACCCUCACCCCCAACCCCACUCGUCCACCCUCCCCACAUGGACGGUGGUGAAAAGUUGGCCGCAUUGCUCAUAGAGCUACUGUCAUGUCACUGCUGAGAUCUUGGAAUUGAAUCUGGAUUUCAUCCUCCCAUGAUGGAACCGGGUUCUCAAACGUAGCCAGUUGAUGGUUUCGGCCUGGUCACCAAUGACUGUAUGCGAGUCGUCGCUUAAAUCGGCGUAUUCCACCCGUGAAGGCCACCAAUUCGGCUUCAACUGCCAUGCGACGAACACUCUCCGGCGCGAAUGAGACGCUCCGCCGCCGCCACCGCCGUCGGCACCUGCCGUUGGAAGAGAAUUGACGAGCGCUUUCGCGACGUCGGAUUCCACGGAGCCGCUCGGCGCGGCACGUCGUGAUGUCGCGGCCGCCGCUUGCGCGGGAAGCUCUCAACGGAAGCGUCCUCGGCGUGUGACGCGCACCGCGCACAACGGGAAUGUAAAGACGAGUCCCAGCGAGCGAUGUUUAAAGAGACGGAGAUGUUUAGAGAGCGGACCGUGCCCAACGGACCCACGCGUUGGAUACGGUUUUCGUGGCAACAAAAUGGUUGUGACCGGUGACACUAAAGGACGUGAAGCAACACCUGGUCAUAACGAAUGCCCUCGUGUUAAAUUAAGGUUAUUUAUGCCAAUUUCAGACCUAUCUGCAAAGUGUCGGAAAUGUUGCCCCUUUUUUACAAGAAAAAAAACGUGGGUGCCGUUAAUGUGCCUCUUGUACCACACGUGUUUGAACCGGUCGCAUGGUUCACAUUAAUGUAUUUAGAUUUAGCCUGAACAAUUGGCUUGUCUGGGAGAGGCUUCGGUGUUAGCGGAUGGUUCGAUUGCAUCACGGCAGGAGAUGCACGCACGGAGCGUGACUCCACGCGUUACCAAACGGUGACCCCUGGAACACGUCCGUUGGAUGCCAAACCGCGCACACUAAUUUAUUCCGUUCAAAAGAGGUGCUCCUGAACUUCAGUCUACGCAGGCGCUUUUGCGUACACGAGGUACCGUUAAAACGUGUUCCGUGCAGCUCGUCCCAAUCGAACGUUGGUCGUUGAGGCUUUCGCACAACGGGGUCCGUCCUCGCGCGCUCUGCGCAUCAACACAACCGCACGUGAAGCGGAAUUCUCGCCGCCGCGUCGUGGCUGAUGAAUCCCUCUGAUCGCGUCCCCCGAAUGUGCCAUUUGUUUUCUCCCCCCCCCCCCGCCGGCUUGUUAACAAUGCGCAGCUAUUAACGCAAGCGGACGGUUUGUGUAUCUCGAGUUUGUGUCUCGUUCGUAACGACGCGAUUAGCCACAUAGAGGAUUUAUUUACGCGAUGUCAGGGCGUUAACUGCUGGUCUCUCGACGGGUGCUAAACUUAACAUUCGCCAGGAAAAGCCAUGGGGCGGCAUUCCCAUGUUGGUGGAGGGGUGUGUGGGAGGCCCGUGCCAGCUGGGCAGAGGGUCACUCCGGCCUGCUGAGGCACGCAUCUCUCUGCAUCACCUCAAGCCUCCCCGCAAAUCACGCGACUUCUGUGUUGAUCCCUCCGCUCUCUGCCCCGCCCCCUGUGAAAACAGACGCUGCCCCGUGCAGUGUUGAGGCCCUUGCCCGUGGAGCCUUUCUCUCCGUAUAUCCUCAUCUCUCCUGACCCUGUGGUCCCCAUGUUUCCAUUCCUUUUCCCUCCCUUUCUCUUAUUUCCUCAUUCUGUAUCUUUUUCUCCCAUUCCCGUUCAUUAGUCCCAGUCAUUUUAUCCUUGACCUUUACUCCCCUACCCACUGGUGGUGCCAUGGGUAAAAAAAACAAGUUAUUCGUCUCUAUUGUUAUUAUUAUUAUUUACAUGUCGCUCCGACAACACGUAAGUCGCAACCGCACUCCCUGGUACCUUCGCUGCUGUUCGGCAAAGCUCGUGCCUGCCGCGCCGUUGUUUGGCCUCUUUUUUUAGGAUUUCCCCGGUAGCCAAAAGGGCGGCGCGAUUAACCCGGCGGUCGCUUUCAGAGGUUCGCGGUUCGAAUGCGGCCAGGCCGCCCUGGUUAAGACCGCCGGGUGUUGCUGACCGUUGCAUUCACGCCGCUUGCAUCUCGGUGGGGGGCAGAGGUCCCGUGACGUCAAACGAAGAAAGGUGCAGGGCCAUUUGCAUGCCGGGUGUUCCAAAUUUUGAAAAAAAAUAUUUUCUCGCGGAUGAGCUUACGAGGAAUUUCACCAAUCACCUCCCGGCUCCGCAAGUUGAACGGCGCCCCAGUGGCACACGGCUUCCCGCUCCGCUAAUUACUGCUCUGUGCAUCUAACUCUGCUGAUGCAAUUGAGGUUUUAAUUUUUAUUUAAAUAAUGGUCAUUUGAAAUGAUACGGAAAAGCACUUUUCAACGUGAUGAAAAGUUGGCAGACUACUUCUGGUUUUUAAUGAAUUCACUAAACAUAGCAUUUUUUAAAUUUUAGACUUAGCAAUUGUAGAUUUCAUUGUGCGUGCAAAGUACACGCAGUAUUGUAGUGACACAGAUCCCCCGUGUAGCCUUAACAGACUGUAGGGCAAGUGCUGUGAGCCAGCACCCAUGAAGGCCGGCACGGCACACGAGGGGGUGGGUGGCCAGCACCACGCCCGGCCGCCUUUGUCUCCCCAGUGGCGAUGUUUACACACCGCAUUAGGUACUCAAUUGAGGCUGAGUCGACCUAGGGGAGGCCCAGGACCGGUUCAGAGAAUCGUCACUGGGGUUGGUGGUGAGCGGGAAUCGAACUCGGGUCGCCGGGUUCGUAGCGCAGCGUCGCGCUGACCGCUACACCACCGCUCCCUACACUAGUAAACCAGCAUUAACACACAACACACAUUAACACAACACACUAAUACACAUUAACACAUUAACACAACACACUAAUACACAUUAACACAUUAACACAACACACUAAUACACAUUAACACAACCAUUAACACAACACACUAAUACACAUAGACACAUUAACACACCAAUACACAUUAAUACACAACACAUUAACACACUAAUACACAAACACAUUAACACACCAAUAUACAUUAACACACAACACACAUUAACACAACACACUAAUAUACAGUAACGCACAUUAACACUACACAUUAACACAACCAUUAACACUACACAUCAACGCACAUUAACACAACACACUAAUACACAUUAACACACAACACAUUAACAACCAUUAACACAACACAUUAACACAACACACCAAUACGCAUUAACACAACACACUAAUACACAUUAACACAAUACAUUAACACAACACACCAAUACACAUUAAUACAACAAACAUUAACACAACGCACUACUACACAUUAACACACACCCAUUAACACGCAACACCCAUUAACACGCAACACACCCGAGACUGUUUUGAUCACCAUAUACGAACGGGUCGCUGGGUCGUUUUGAAUCGCGGCGCGGGAGUGGCAGCAGCAGCCCGCGGGCUCCUCUCGAACCUGGACAUUUGUUGAGAAACACAAAGAGCUUUACAGCUCAUCGGAUUCCUCCAGUAGACAUCGAGACCCCGAGCGAGGAUGGAGGGGGAGGGGGAGGUCGCAGGGUGACCCCGCGAACGAGGCAGAGAACUGGGUGGUGACAGCAGGAACCCCUCCAGCACCCACGAGCCCCUCCCCCCGGGGGAUGGUCGAGGCCCCUCCCCCCCCCGGGGGAUGGUCGAGGCCCCCUCCCCCCCCGGGGGAUGAUUGAGCUCCUCCCCCCCGGGGGUGGUGGGUGACGUUCACCGUCACGUGACUCGCUAGAGCAGCUCCACGUGGGAGAGGCGCGAGUCACGUGGUAGAAGUUUGGCUCUCUGGGUUCCACGCAAAGUGUUUCAAAACCGAAUUAUGCAAACCCAUUUUUUGAUAAAAGUAACCCUUACAAAAAUACGAUUUGUACUAAAAGAAUUACUUUACAGUUUUUUAGUAUUUUACAUAAGCAUCCGUGUAUUAUUUAACACUGAGAUUGUAUUCAUAAAUGACGCGUGUGGUGUUUGCCGAAGGGGGGGGGGGGUGGGGUGUGUGUGGGGGUCACCCUUCAAGUGUUUUAAU